This is a messenger RNA of Ricinus communis (castor bean), 1527 nucleotides long. RefSeq names its product protein PAM71-homolog, chloroplastic. Bases 191 to 1246 code for a protein of 351 amino acids. Gene Ontology annotation, molecular function: manganese ion transmembrane transporter activity; calcium ion transmembrane transporter activity. Lineage: Eukaryota; Viridiplantae; Streptophyta; Magnoliopsida; Malpighiales; Euphorbiaceae. The record is from RefSeq and is a predicted model, not a curated record. Gene Ontology annotation, biological process: manganese ion transmembrane transport; calcium ion transmembrane transport; Golgi calcium ion transport. The transcript is spliced from 10 exons. Gene Ontology annotation, cellular component: Golgi apparatus; chloroplast.
CAACCACUCCCUCCCGAGUCCCAAACAAAUUUUUACUACCGAAAACAAACCUCUCAUCAGCUUUUCAAUCUCUACUGAUAAACACCGUAGUUGAAUAUCAGCAGCGUUCGAUUUCUCAAAAUGAAUAAUCGGUGAACAAGUCCAAUUCUUUUAAGAGUAAAAAGGGGUUCAAGGAUAAGAGGAAUAAAGUAUGCAGGGGCUGAGUCUUCAAAGAACACCAUUCAUUUCCAGAGGGAAGCCUCCUUUAUUAGCUUUAGUGGACUCAUUGCCAUGUCUUGCUCCUAUUUCUACAAGACCCAUUUCAACUUCAUUAAGAUACAGAGAGAGGUUGAUUUCUGAUUUUAGUAUACUUAGACCACAAGCAUCUAAUGUUAGUAUUGGAUCUGGGGGCUAUGAAGGUGGAGAAGAAAAAGACAACCAGAAGAAUCUUGUCAAUGGUCCACCCAGUGAUAAUUCAUCAGAAAUUGUGGAACCUCCCAGCAAAAUUCCUUAUCCUUUGUCUAUAGCUGUUGUGCUGCUGGGAUGUGCUUUCAUAUUUUCAUUGAUUGCCUUUGUGAAAGGUGGACCUUCAUCGAUCUUAGCAGCAAUUUCAAAAUCAGGAUUAACUGCUGCAUUCACAUUGAUAUUUGUUUCUGAGAUUGGGGACAAGACAUUUUUUAUUGCUGCACUGUUGGCUAUGCAAUAUAAGAAAGGACUGGUUCUUCUGGGAUCAAUGGGUGCUCUUUCACUUAUGACAAUCUUGUCAGUUAUAAUUGGACGGAUAUUUCAUUCAGUGCCUGCUCAGUUCCAAACAACCCUGCCGAUCGGGGAAUAUGCAGCAGUAACUCUUCUUAUGUUCUUUGGGCUCAAGUCAAUAAAAGAUGCAUGGGAUCUUCCAUCAGAUGAAGUUAGAAAUGGGGACAAGAACAGUCCUGAGCUUGAUGAAUAUGCUGAAGCUGAAGAACUUGUAAAAGAAAAGGUCUCAAAAAAGCUCACAAAUCCAUUUGAGAUUAUCUGGAAGUCAUUCAGCCUCGUAUUCUUUGCUGAAUGGGGAGAUCGCUCAAUGCUUGCAACAAUUGCUCUCGGUGCUGCUCAGUCUCCAUGGGGUGUGGCAACCGGAGCCAUUGCUGGGCACCUAAUUGCAACAUCUAUCGCAAUUCUAGGAGGAGCUUUUCUUGCCAACUACAUUUCAGAAAAACUGGUUGGCUACUUGGGUGGAGUACUGUUCCUUGUUUUUGCUAUCGCCACAUUUUUUGGGGUUUUCUAAUAAAUUCAUGGGGAGUUUAGAGAGUUUUUAGUCCAGCCGAAAUGGAGUUUUCCAAAGAUAAGAAAGAGCCUAAAGAUACACCAUGCUGCUGUCUAGCAGAGGCAUUUCAUACUUCAUAAACUCAAGCUAGGACCAGUGUAAGUUAUGUUGUACUAAAGCUAUUUGAAGGAUGAUUAUAUUAGAGAACUGUAUAUGGAAAAAAUGUGUUUGUACAUGGUAAAUUUUUUGGGUAAGACUAGAAACCGGUAUUAAGAAUAAGAUUCUUCUUGUAUUCUUGUUAA